Molecule: messenger RNA, 1089 nt
Organism: Akanthomyces muscarius
Lineage: Eukaryota; Fungi; Ascomycota; Sordariomycetes; Hypocreales; Cordycipitaceae
Exons: 3
Coding region: 1-1089 (362 amino acids)
Source: RefSeq, a predicted model, not a curated record
AUGUCGGCACAGGCACAGGCCGUCACAGUCUCUCUCAAAGAUCUCCAGUCUGGCAAUGUCUCCUUCGAGACCCUGCAGCAGGCCUUUGGCCCCGACUCACUCGGCAUCCUUGUAGUUAAGGACGUGCCUGAGCAGUUCCUUAAGCUGAGACACUCGGCGCUAUCCUACGCCUCGUAUCUCGGCAAUCUUCCUCAGCCUGAGCUUGAAAAACUUGAAAAUGCCCACGCCAAGUACCUCACCGGCUGGUCACUGGGCAAGGAAACUCUCAAAAAUGGCAAGGCCGAUACUUUCAAGGGAUCAUACUAUGCCAACUGCGCCUUUUACGUCGACGCCGCUCUCGAGUGCGCCAAGCCCACCGCCGAGUUCUCCGAAGAGACUUUCCCCGAGUACCUGUCUCCGAACCUGUGGCCGGCCCAGACUGUGCUGCCCGGCUUCAAGCCCGCCGUGACGGACCUCUGCAGCCUCAUCAUCGACGUCGCCGUCCUCGUCGCGCGCGCCUGCGACCGCUUCGCGGAAAAGGAGAUUCAGGGCUAUCCCAAGGGCUACCUCGAGCACGUUGUCAGCACAUCCAACACGACCAAGGCGCGCCUUCUGCACUACUAUCCCCAAGGUAAGGAUGAUGCCACCGAUGGGGAUGAGGACGACUGGUGUGCCACGCACCUCGACCACGGCUGCCUGACGGGCUUGACGUCGGCUAUGUUUAUCGACGAAAAGGAAACCGACACCAGCGUCCCGGCCGCCGCCGGCUCGUCCUCGCUGCCGACGCUGGCCGAGCUGCCCGCGUCGCCGGACCCCAGCGCGGGCUUGUACAUCAAGUCGCGCACGGGCGAGACGUUCCAGGUCAAGAUUCCCCGCGACUGCAUCGCCUUCCAGACGGGCGAGGCCCUCGAGCGCAUCACCGCCGGCAAGUUCAAGGCCGUGCCGCACUUUGUGCGCGGCGUCAAGGCCAGUGUCAGCGACGGCCGCAUCGCGCGCAACACGCUGGCCGUCUUCACGCAGCCCAACCUGGGCGAGGACGUGGACGUGGCGCAGCACCUCACAUUUGGCGAAUUUGCGCGUGGCGUGGUUAACAAGAACACUGUGUCAUAG